This is a messenger RNA of Doryrhamphus excisus (bluestripe pipefish), 6000 nucleotides long. It is a transcript of the gene ift27, whose product is annotated as intraflagellar transport 27 homolog (Chlamydomonas). Lineage: Eukaryota; Metazoa; Chordata; Actinopteri; Syngnathiformes; Syngnathidae. Gene Ontology annotation, molecular function: GTPase activity; GTP binding. The record is from RefSeq and is a predicted model, not a curated record.
GUGGCUUGUUGCCAUAGGAGACGUGUUGUGUCCAUGUUGGAAGACUGCUACCAUUAAAAGUGUUUAAAAGCCAUUGUUUUUCCGACGCUUAAAGGAGUAAAAAGAGUCUGUGAUGGUGAGGUUGAGGGCGAGAUGUCUGUUUGUCGGAGAUCCAGCAGUAGGGAAAAGUGCUCUCUCGCAGAUGUUCCACAGUGAUGGCACCGUCUUCCAGAAGAACUACAGCAUGACGACAGGAGUGGAGCUGCUCAUCAAAGGCGUCAACAUCCCUGAAAGCAACGACAGUGUGGAGCUCUACAUCAUCGACUCUGCGGGGAAGGACACAUUAGUGGAAGCCUGUGAAAAAAUGUGGGGCAGGCCGUCGCUGCUGUGCCUGGUGUUUGACCUCACCAGCCAACGCUCUUUUGACAGCUGCAGUCGCUGGAUGGAGAGAGCCCGGGCCCACUGCCAAGGUCUCCGUGUUCCAGGUGUGCUUGUGGGAAACAAGUCGGACCUAGCUGCCAGGAGGGAGGUGACAACAUCCGUGGCGCAGGAGUGGGCUCAGAGCCAAGGCUUGGAGUACCACGAAACAUCUGCCAAGGAGAUGGAGAACUGCGAAUCGCCGCUCCUCAGUUUAGCUCGGGUCUUUCACGCCCUCUACCUGGAGCGCAGGGAGGCCAUCCAGAACUUGAGUCCAGGCUAGACACAUAUGAAAUAUGAAACAUGAAACCUGGGACGGCAGUAUGAGAACAAAUACAUUCUCGCUCUGUGUUGCUGUUAAGGUCCAAUUUUUACCAGAACCUUUUAUUAUUUUCCAAAAAAAGAUGGUUGCGGUAGUGUCUGAUCAAUAAUACACAAAGUAGACUGACACGGUAUCAUGAUUUAUUAUUCCACAGUUGCAUUGUGUCUUUUCCAGAGAGUUGGGUGCAAUUUUUUUUCGAACGGCAAACGUUUAUUGUCUGUGUCAAAUCUAAUUACAACGCAACACAAAAGCUGCUUAAACUGCUGAGUGUGUGCGCAACAGCUUGUAAUUACAGCGCAAUGUUUCUGGACUCUUGAGUGGGUGAUCAUAAUGAUAGCAAUUAGCAUCUUUUUCUUCGUCCUGUGUGUGUGUGUGUGUGUGUGUGUGUGUGUGUGUGUGAGGGUUUCCCCAGUUUUUUCCUUGUUUUUCUUUUUUUUUCCAACUUUUUAUUUUGAAAACAUGACCAAAAUGACUGUAUGAAUUUGUGUUCCAUCAAAUAAAUUAUUACUUCUAUGACAUAUUUUAUUCAUUAAUUGAAGGGGUGUUAUAAAGCAACUUUCCUGGGGGGUGGUUUAAGAUAAAAAAUAAAAAUAUACACCCACACACGCAGGCAGACUGUCAGUUAUAAAAUGUUUUGUGUUCAUGAUUAACUUUGGAGGCUUUGUAUUAUAGUUAUGCACUAGCCUAUUGGAGGCUAAAACAAGUCCUCCACAUGCUUACCACCUGAUUCAACUAGCCUUGGGUGUCUAGGCAUGUAAGUCUACCAUUGGCUGUCUAUGUCCCUCACAGGAAGAGGAAGUAACCCCUCCCAUUGCCUAUGUUGCUUCCUAUAUUAACUCAUUUGCUCCCAAUGAGUGGUUAGCACGCAGGCCUCACAGCAAGGAGACCCGAGUUCAAUUGCACCCUCAGCCAUCUCUAUGUGGAGUUUUCAUGUUCUCCUUGUGCAUGCGUGGGUUUUCUCCGGGUACUCCGGUUUCCUCCCACAUUCCAAAAACAUGCUAGGUUAAAUGGCCACUCCAAAUUAUCCAUAGGUAUGAAUGUGAGUGUGAAUGGUUGUUUGUCUAUAUGUGCCCUGUGAUUGGCUGGCGACCAGUCCAGGGUGUACCCCGCCUCUCGCCCGAAGACAGCUGGGAUAGGCUCCAGCACCCCCGCGACCCUCGUGAGGAAAAGCGGUAGAAAAUGAAUGAAUGAAUGAAUGAGUGGUUAGCAGGCAGGCCUCACAGCUAGGAGACCCGAGUUCAAUUGCACCCUCUGCCAUCUCUGUGUGGAGUUUGCAUGUUCUCCUUGUGCAUGCAUGGGUUUUCUCCGGGUACUCCGGUUUCCUCCCACAUUCCAAAAAAACAUGCUAGGUUAAUUGGCGACACCAAAUUGUCCAUAGGUAUGAAUGUGAGUGUGAAUGGUUGUUUGUCUAUAUGUGCCCUGUGAUUGGCUGGCAACCAGUCCAGAGUGUACCCUGCCUCUCGCCCAAAGACAGCUGGGAUAGGCUCCAGCACCCCUGCAGCCCUCGUGAGGAUAAGCGGUAGAAAAUGAAUGAAUGAAUGUUCAUGUUGAAUUCUGCUUUAGAAUGAAUCAAAACACAGCUGCAGGUCCUAAAUGGCCCUUGUGCCGCACUUUGGACACACCUGCUUAAUGUCAUAAAAGUACAAUCGUAUUUACUCAGGGUGUGGAAAAUAUUGGAUAUUAAUCGAUGCAUGCCCUGUGAUUGGCUGGCGACCAGUCCAGGGUGUACCCCGCCUCUCGCUUGAAGACAGCUGGGAUAGGUUCCAGCACCCCCGCGACCCUUGUGAGGAUAAGCGGUAGAAAAUUAAUGAAUGAAUGAAUACUCCUAAGGAUGUAUUUAUACUUGUUUUUUUUAUUUUCAUGUAUAACAAGUAAGCAUAGAACAGUUUGUGAUGCGCCCCAAUUGUACGCUAACCAAGCGGGUACGCAAGCCAAAAAAACAUUUUUGAAAAUAAUUUAACCAAGGAACUUCAGUAUAUAUUUAUUUGCAGCCCGCCUUACAAGACAAAUGUAUCCACGCAGGGUGUGACACAGGUUGUCUGUUGAAAUAUGGCGUCACGCAUGGUUUUUAAUAACAUUCCAUCAGCGACCGAUUGCGGGCUGCAGCUUAUUGCUUUGGGAAACUUCCUUCAUUCGGGCACAUAUUAAAUCAGGUGCUCUUCAAUCUCAAGACGCGUCAGGCCGAGCAUGCUAGCAACCUCGUCUUCUCCGCCAUCAUUUCAUCUCCACAGGCUCCCUGCGAGCAGACGCCUUAUAUACCGUACGCCAUGUGAGGCAGUCAAAAUAUGACAAAGUCAGAUGGAGUGUUCCCUUGCAGUGCUUUGGUGGUGGUUCAAGUACUGAAAUGAAUACAGUGGAUUAACACGUUUAUGUCGACAACCCUCAGACUGGCUGGCAAGGGGUAGUACGCUGGAACAUAAAUUUGGAGCCUGGGCUUUUUUUUAAUGGCAUCACUAUCCCAUCCAUCCAUCCAUCCAUCCAUCCAUCCUUCCUUCCUUCCUUCCUUCCUUCCUUCCUUCCUUCCUUCCUUCCUUCCUUCCUUCCUUCCUUCCUUCCUUCCUUCCUUCCUUCUAUCCAUCCAUCCAUCCAUCCAUCCAUAUAGAGACACUAAAUGUGAAUGUGAAUGGCUGUUAUCCAUCCAUCCAUAUAGAGACACUAAAUGUGAGUGUGAAUGGUUGUUAUCCAUCCAUCCAUCCAUCCAUCCAUCCAUAUAGAGACACUAAAUGUGAGUGUGAAUGGUUGUUAUCCAUCCAUCCAUCCAUCCAUCCAUCCAUAUAGAGACACUAAAUGUGAGUGUGAAUGGUUGUUUUCCAUCCAUCAUCCAUCCAUCCAUAUAGAGACACUAAAUGUGAGUAUGAUUGGUUGUUAUCCAUCCAUCCAUCCUUCCUUCCUUCCCUCCUUCCGUCCGUCGUUCCUUCCUUCCUUCCUUCCUUCCUUCCUUCCUUCCUUCCUUCCUUCCUUCCGUCCAUCCGUCCGUCCGUCCGUCCGUCAGUCCGUCCUUCCUUCCUUCCUUCCAUCCAUCCAUCCAUCCAUUCAUCCAUAUAGAGACACUAAAUGUGAGUGUGAAUGGUUGUUAUCCUUCCUUCCUUCCUUCCUUCCUUCCUUCCUUCCAGCCAUCCAACCAUCCAUCCAUCCAUCCAUCCAUCCAUCCAUCCAUCCAUAUAGAGACACUAAAUGUGAGUGUGAAUGGUUGUUUUCCAUCCAUCAUCCAUCCAUCCAUAUAGAGACACUAAAUGUGAGUGUGAUUGGUUGUUAUCCAUCCAUCCUUCCUUCCUUCCCUCCUUCCUUCCUUCCUUCCUUCCUUCCAUCCGUCCGUCCGUCCGUCCGUCCGUCCGUCCGUCCGUCCGUCCUUCCUUCCAUCCAUCCAUCCAUCCAUUCAUCCAUAUAGAGACACUAAAUUUGAGUGUGAAUGGUUGUUAUCCUUCCAUCCAUCCAUCCAUCCAUCCAUAUAGAGACACUAAAUGUGAGUGUGAAUGGUUGUUAUCCUUCCUUCCUUCCUUCCUUCCUUCCUUCCUUCCUUCCUUCCUUCCUUCUUUCCUUCCAUCCAUUCAUCCAUCCAUAUAGAGACACUAAAUGUGAGUGUGAAUGGUUGUUAUCCUUCCUUCCUUCCUUCCUUCCUUCCUUCCAUCCAUAUAAAGACACUAAAUGUGAGUGUGAAUGGUUGUUAUCCAUCCAUCCAUCCUUCCUUCCAUCCAUAUAAAGACACUGAAUGUGAGUGUGAAUGGUUGUUAUCCAUCCAUCCAUCCAUCCAUAUAGAGACACUAAAUGUGAGUGUGAAUGGUUGUUAUCCAUCCAUCCAUCCAUCCAUCCAUAUAGAGACACUAAAUGUGAGUGUGAAUGGUUGUUAUCCAUCCAUCCAUCCAUCCAUAUAGAGACACUAAAUGUGAGUGUGAAUGGUUGUUAUCCAUCCAUCCAUCCAUCCAUAUAGAGACACUAAAUGUGAGUGUGAAUGGUUGUUAUGUGCCCUGCCAUUGGCUGCUGACACUCGGCAGAUAGCUAGGAUAGGCUCCAGCAUACCUACAAUUCUAGCAAGGCACAGAAAAUGGAUGAAUGGGUAGUGAGCUGUAACUAAGGAUUAUUUUAAAAAUUGAUUAAUCCAAAGCUUUUUUUUAAUUGAGUAAUUGGUUAGGCCCUACAGCGGUCGUGCGGUUAGCGCGCAGACCUCACAGCUAGGAGACCAGGGUUCAAUUCCACCCUCGGCCAUCUCUGUGUGGAGUUUGCAUGUUCUCCUCGUGCAUGCAUGGGUUUUCUUCGGGUACUCCGGUUUCCUCCCACAUUGUCCAUAGGUAUGAAUGUGAGUGUGAAUGGUUGUUUGUCUAUAUGUGCCCUGUGAUUGGCUGGCCACCAGUCCAGUGUGUAACCCGCCUCUUGCACAAAGACAGCUGGGAUUGGCUCCAGCACCCCGCGCGACCCUUGUGAGGAAAAAGCGGUAGAAAAUGAAUGAAUGAAUAGUUAGGCCCUAGACCAGGGGUGUAGAAACGUUUUACUCCCCAGGCUGCAUGCUGAAAAUCAAAGGAUGCAGGGGAUACUUUGAUAUUGUAUAUUUGAUACACACACACACACACAAAAUGAGGAGUCAUGUUACCUUCACAGACACAACACCAAUCCUGGUGUAGGCUCUUCUUUAUGUAUCUUCCUUUCUUCUUUGCUCCACUGCUGCUUGUUAUCAUUUUCUCUGCUGACAAAGAGCGGCAACAAGACGUUCUCAUUGCACUACUGUUAAAGUCUUCUAACUUGUCAGCAUUCAUGCAUGCAUGAAGGACUUUGCCACGUGUAGCAAUUAAGGCUGACUUUUCAUAAACCAACAUCCUCGGGCACCUGGAGCAUCCCGCUUUGAAGCACCAAUUAUCCCGUUUCUGUUCUUUACGGGUCAGCUCAGAGGAGUUUUUGAAUUCCACAGCCUAUUAUCAUCCAUUAGACGUUUUUUUUUUUUAAUGUGGAAGCAGAUACCUGAGCUGCCGCUUUGAGAAGCUUGUCAGAUGCCUGUAACGUCUUAUGCGCUUAUUUAUUCGCUUUGCUCAUCUCCUGGAAACACACAGCACGUUCAUGCAUCUCUCACAUCACAGGUAAUGGAAACGUACAUACAGCGUGUUUAACCAUGGCUAUCUGAUCAUCAAGCACGUUCUUGCUGUGGUUGUUGGCCAUCGGGCACAUCCUGUUUGAGAUGAAUGUGCCAUUUUCAGUCAUAUCUGACAAGAAAAAGUCUUGAUUCAAAUAAAGAAUCUUGCUAACUGCAGGUGGAGCAUCAAUGCUUGUUUUUUCUUGUAGCGUAAUCCCUCACA